AUGAUGGGCCAACGCUGCACGACCCUGCGACGUGGUGUGCGGAUCCCAGUCGCACCAUGUCCUGUGGCCCACGCUGCGAUAUGCGCUCUAUCAGCUGCGCCCUUGCAGCCGGUCCACCACCGCCUUGCCGGCGCCGGUCCGCUCGCCGUCGGUCCCACGCCCUAAGUGGCAGCCUGUCGCCGAUACUCUGCAUGUGGUCGUACGAUGCAUACCUG
This is a messenger RNA of Saprolegnia parasitica CBS 223.65, 215 nucleotides long. RefSeq lists its product as hypothetical. The transcript is spliced from 2 exons. The coding region runs from base 1 to 165 and encodes 54 amino acids. Lineage: Eukaryota; Oomycota; Saprolegniomycetes; Saprolegniales; Saprolegniaceae. The record is from RefSeq and is a predicted model, not a curated record.